Molecule: messenger RNA, 1692 nt
Organism: Verticillium dahliae VdLs.17
Lineage: Eukaryota; Fungi; Ascomycota; Sordariomycetes; Glomerellales; Plectosphaerellaceae
Product: IQ calmodulin-binding motif protein
Exons: 1
Coding region: 1-1692 (563 amino acids)
Molecular function (GO): protein binding
Source: RefSeq, a predicted model, not a curated record
AUGUCCCGCCCCACGAGCGAGCAGUCGAGCCUGCGCAGCCAGCCCAGGCGGAAGAGCAUCGAGGCCUUCCGUUCCAGGAGAGCUGCCAAGGUCAUCCAGCGCAGCUAUCGCGGGUACCGCUCGCGGCGAGAGAGCAAGGGCCUCGAACUCGCGGCCUCGACGCGGUGGGUGGCUGCGAUCCAGGAGGCGCAGUUUCGCGAGACGACCAAACCGCGCGCGCGCGAAGCCAUGGCGCCGGAGACGGGCGAGGCGCCCACCAUGCUGUCGAGGGAAGAAGACGGCAAGGUGCACCGGGGUGCCACGGCGCGGGAGAACUGGAAAAAGGCCGCCAUGAUUGCUCGCCGCGCAGGCCACGAUGACGCUGACUGCGACGCGGAAUCCCUGACGCACAUGUCCUUGUCGUCGUCCAGUGAUGCCAAUGAAGAGAUGGCCGAGAAGCGCAAAUGUCGCGAGGAGGCCACGGCGAAGAGGAAGCAAGACUCUCAGAUGAUGGGGCUGCAGUACUUCCUGGAGAUGGUCGACCUCAAGCACCGAUACGGCAGCAACCUACGAACGUAUCACGAAGAGUGGAAAAAGCACGACACAAACGAGAACUUCUUCUACUGGCUCGACUACGGCGAGGGACGAAAUAUCGACAUGGCUGCCUGCCCGAGGGACCGUUUGGAGCGCGAGCAGGUGCGGUACCUGUCGCGAGAAGAGCGGCAGCACUAUCUUGUCAGCAUUGACGAGGAAGGCGCGCUUUGCUGGGCCAAGAACGGCGAGCGUAUCAACACGACCGAGGACUACCGAGACAGCAUUUGCGGCAUCGUGCCCCGCGACGACCCCACCCCAGCGUGGUCGACAGCGCGCGACAUGCCGCCGACGCCGGAGCCUGAAGCGGACGCGAACGACAGCCGAUCCGAGUCGUCGAUCGAGUCGGCCCUCGAGGCGGACCGCGCGGCCAAGUACGCGACGCCCGAAGUCGACGACGAGAAGCCGCAUCGCAAGGUGAUGCACGUGUCGGCGAGCACCAUCUUCAACAAGAUGCUCCGCAAGUCUGUCCGCAAGAACACGUGGAUCUUCGUCGCCGACACCAACUUUCGGCUGUACGUGGGCAUCAAGAGCUCGGGGGCGUUCCAGCACUCGUCGUUCCUCCAGGGCAGCCGCAUCUCGUCGGCGGGGCUCAUCAAGGUCAAGGACGGCAAGAUCAAGUCGCUGUCGCCGCUCAGCGGGCACUACCGGCCGCCGACGUCCAACUUUCGCGCUUUCAUCCGCAGCCUGCGGGAGUCGCGCGUCGACGUGUCGCACGUGUCCAUCUCCAAGUCGUACGCCGUCCUCGUCGGGCUCGAGACGUACGUGCGCACCCGCAAGAAGGGCAAGCACGUCCUGCAGAAGAUGAGCCUGAAGAAGGACAAGCUCGUCGCGCCCGAGGCGGUGGCGCGCCGCGAGGAGGAGGAGCGGGACAAGAGCGAGAGCGCCGCGCGCGAGAGGGAGAUUCUCGAGGCGGAGGCGGCGCGGGAGCAGCGGGAGAGGGAGGAGAAGUCAGCCGCGGUGAAGCUCAUGCGCAAGCUGCAUAUUGCGCCGACAGAGGAUGGCGACGAGAAUGACGCUUCGACGGGAAACAACGCGCAGCAGAGUGCUGGGAAUCAGGUGGACGAGGGGGAUGUUUCGACACGGGGUGGCGCGGCGGCUAGGACCCCGGCGGCCGCUUGA